Messenger RNA from Mollisia scopiformis, 1941 nucleotides. Its product is annotated as FAD-binding domain-containing protein. The transcript is spliced from 4 exons. The record is from RefSeq and is a predicted model, not a curated record. The coding region runs from base 1 to 1941 and encodes 646 amino acids. Gene Ontology annotation, molecular function: oxidoreductase activity; FAD binding. NCBI's taxonomy places the organism in Eukaryota, Fungi, Ascomycota, Leotiomycetes, Helotiales, Mollisiaceae.
AUGAGUUCAUAUUGGGUCUGGAGAGAAGUGGGGGUACAAUGCGUCAACUUUCCUUGGGAAUCUAUUCAACUCACUGAAGCUGAUGUCGGCAACUUCUCAGACAUAGCCUUCGGUGACAGAACCAAGUUGAAUGCCUCUUCACCUGCGACAACGUCAGCUUGCAAAGCAUUUCCAGGUUCUUUUGACUGGCCUAUUGAUGAUGAAUGGAAUCAGUUGAACAGUUCUCUGGGAGGCGCCUUACUGAAGCCUUCACCACCAGCCGCAGUCUGCUAUUCUGGUCCUCAGUACGAUCUGAAUCAAUGCAACUACAUCCUCCAGAAUGCCAGCUCGAGUCGGUUCUAUCUUGAUGAUCCUCUGACUGUACUUACCUCCUGGCCAGAAGGAGACACUUGUUAUCCGACUCUUUCUCCUACACAGAAUUGUACUCAGGGUGGAUUUCCCGUCUACGUUGUCAACGCUACAAACGUCAAGCAGAUACAAAUUGCUGUGAACUUUGCGAGGAACCGCAAUAUCCGACUUGUCAUCAAGAAUACGGGCCAUGAUUUCAAUGGACGCUCGACUGGCGCUGGAUCUCUGAGUAUCUGGACACAUUAUUUGAAGAGCUUUGAAUUCUUGCCCGAAUAUACAGAGAAGAAUUACAGCAAUAUUGCUGCGCGAGUCAGCGCUGGGUUGGAGGCAUGGGAGAUGUAUCAAUAUAUGGACAAAUACAACAUGACUCUCGUUUCUCCGGGAGGCUUCACUGUAGGACCUCACGGUGGAUGGAUGGCAGGAGGUGGACAUUCAACGAUAGGUUCAAUCUACGGCCUUGGCAGUGAUCAACCGUUGUCAUUGAAUGUCGUCACAGCAGAUGGGAAGUUUGUCACAGCAGAUAUGGACACGAAUCCGGAUUUGUACUAUGCUUUGCGAGGAGGUGGACCAGGCACUUAUGGUAUCGUUACCUCUGCCAUUGUUAAAGCAUAUCCUCCUAUUCAUGUCAGCGAGACUACGCUCGCGUUCAAUGGUGGUCCUGUUCCUAUUUUCAACGUUUCGGCCUUUGGGAACUUUACUCUGCCAAUUAAUUUCACAUUCCCAUUGAACUUUACUUUACCGCCACCACCAGCCUCGACGCUGAAUACCUCUGCUUUUUGGGAAGCAGUCAAUUUGUACCACGCCUAUGGGAAACCCAUUGUCGACGUUGGAGGUACGGCUUACAGUUACAUCACCAAAACUGGGAAUGGCAGUUUCAGUUUCACAACCAACAUCGAAAUGGCGGGCAUGAAUGCUUCGGAAGCGUUCACUUUCCUCACCCCUUUGUAUACCGCGAUCCAAGCACUCGGAAUUCCAGUCAAUCAAACCCUCCCAGUAACAUCUCUCUCGUGGGGAUCUACUCGUCAAGGUGAAGGUGACGCCCCAGGUGACCAACGCUUUGCGUCGCGGUUGUUUCCAUACUCAAAUUGGGAGGAUGAAACUUUGUUCAACAACACCAUGGUCGCAAUUCGUGAAGUUGUCGAACAGGGCUACACUUUCCAUGGAGUAAACAUCAAGCCCGACGAGAAAGCUGCUGGAUAUCCAGGGAAUGCCGCUGUCAAUCCUGCAUUUCGUCGCACUAUUAUGCAUGCCGACAUCUUCGACAAUACAUUGAUACGAGGAGCGACUCGGGAAGUAGUGGAAGCAACGCAUGUUAAAUUGAAUAAUGCGAUGGAUCUGAUCAGAGCAGCGACGCCGAACGGAGGAUCUUAUGUCAACGAAGCAGAUGUACAAGAACCGAAUUGGCAGCAAAGUUUCUUUGGAGAUAAUUACAAUAAGUUACUGAAGAUUAAGAGGGAGAGGGAUCCGUGGGGAUUGUUCUAUGCUCCGACAACGGUGGGGAGCGAGGUUUGGGAGGUUAGGACGGCCGAUGGAUUGCCGACUCAGAACGGAAAACUGUGUAAAGUUAAACAAGUACGUUUGGAGAGUAUAUAA